Gymnogyps californianus (California condor) is the source of this 2521-nucleotide messenger RNA. RefSeq names its product transmembrane protein 180-like. Lineage: Eukaryota; Metazoa; Chordata; Aves; Accipitriformes; Cathartidae. Bases 93 to 1493 code for a protein of 466 amino acids. The transcript has 6 exons. The record is from RefSeq and is a predicted model, not a curated record.
CUCCCAUGUCAUUUUAAUUUGGAAAAUUAUUCUACCAACUGUUGUAAUUCUUUUUUGUAACUUGAGGAAGAAGAGAGUUAUCCUUGUGAAAGAUGAAGUUUGUUUUGGGAAUUCAUCCUAAUGCGCUGGCGUAUUCCAUGACUACGUUAGGUGCUGGAAUGAUGAACAGUAUCUUUAAUUUCUACUAUGUUAAGCUUUUCCUAAACCGAUACAAAAUCUCAGAAGUAGCAUUUCAUCAAGCACAGGUUGUAUUUAUGAUAUGGAAUGCCAUUAAUGAUCCUCUUUUUGGGUAUAUUCAAGAUAACUCCAAAUUUGCGUGCUGCUCAAGGCGCCAGUUUUCAAUUUUAUAUGGAGCUCCUUUAUAUGCGUUAGCCUUUUUGCUUCCUUGGUUUCCUUGGAAACAUUAUGAAGAAGGUGACUGGCUAAGUGGACUUCACCUCAUUGUUGCAUUAUGUGCUUUUGAUGGUUUGCUUACAUUUGUGCUUCUAGCGCAGUGUGCGCUUUUUGCAGAAAUUUCAACAAGACAUGAAAGUAGGCUUCAGCUCAUUAAAUAUAACCAAGUAGCAACAUUAAUCGGCUCAACAAGCAUUCUCUUUUGUGGCCUCAUAUCAGAUAAUAUGGAAAAUUUUGCCUAUUUUCAGGCUUUCGCUGUUUUGGUCGCAGCAUUAGCAACAGCUUGUAUGUGUUACACAGGCAAAUAUAGUACUAGUCAAUAUGAGCAGAGAGAAAUUUGUACAGAGAAUGCUAAUCUGGAAAAUGGUGAUGGAGCUCUCUCCUGGUCCUCGGUAAUUUCAUUGACCAAACAGAUUAUGACAGAGAAAAACUUUUUAUUUUUUGUAACGAUGAACUUCUUCCAAGUCUUCCAUCUAGCCUUCUGCAACAAUUUUAUGAUGAUCUUUGCGGAUAAUCUUAUUCCUAAGGAUGUCCUUUCUUCCUCAAUAAGAAGUAUCAUUUAUGGAGCAGGCUUUAUUUGUCCUCAGUGCCUUGUUCUUCUCAGUCAUGCUUCGUUGAAGAAGUUUGGUUAUUACAGAAUCAUCUUGUUUUCCUUUUACUUUGAAGGAGUAGCUGCUGCUGUCAUGUUUGUUCUAGGGCCAGAACGCUAUUAUCUGUUGGCAUUUUAUCUCACAACAAACAUGGUAAUUGUACAAGCUUCAUUUAGUUUGUUCAAUUUGCCUUUGGCAGAUAUUGUUGAUGCAGAUUUAAUAAAGCACAAGCGGAGAUCACCACUUUCCUCUAUGGUUUUUGGUACCAAUGCUUUAUUUACCAAGCCUGCCCAAUCUUUGGCUCCAAUGCUUGUGGUUACAAUACUAAAUCAAUUUGGAUAUGAGAACCUGAAUAAUGAAGUUGCUCAAUCUGAUCCAAGUUUGUUUCUAGGUCUUCAUGAUACCAUGUUCUAUUUGAUCUGUCUGGUUCCACUUUGCAUUGCAGUCAUACAGAUCCUGACGUGGACUCCCUUUUCAAUCCAGAAUAGUCAUAUGACAGCUGUACGCUAAAUAUGUAACAGUUGCUCAGUAAAUCUUCUGCUGAACUGUACCACAAAAGAGUUAGUAUGUUUUAAAUGUGAAAAAGCAAAAUUGCAUCAAAUGGACUAUUAGACCAAACACAGUUUCAAUAAAGUUGCAUUCUUCAGUCUAUAUAGACUGUAACACAGAUCACAUUCAGCCUUAAUGCUGAGCCUACACAGAGUUUUUUCUAGUUCAGUUGUUUGCCUUUAAUGGGAUUUAUCCUUAGUUACUAAAUAAAGUCAUUUCUGGUAUAUACUGGUCACUGCUCACUCCUUUGAAGAAUGGAUGUGGCAGAUCAGGUAAAGGAAUCCCAACCCAGCACCUGGAAUUCAAGGGAACUGUAUUUUCUUAAGCUUACUGAAAGAUGGUGGAUUAAUUUUGCCAUACUGAUAAAAUGGCAGAUCUCUGAAGUUAAUCUGGAAGAGCCUGGUGGACAUCCCUCAUGGAUGGCAGGGAGAUGAAGAGAAAAAUUUAGAUGGUUUCUAGCUGACCAAUAUCAAGACAAAUCCGACAGCUACCAUAGGAAGAGCCAAGAGUAAUUGACUACCCUGUAAAAGUCCGUGUAAGGCUAAAGAAAAAAAAGAUUAAAAUGCUGUUCAUUAAAGUGUUGCUGGAUAUGGAAAAAGCUCCAUAGGUCCUCACUGGCUUUCCGAAUGUCUCUAGUUGGUGGUAGGUAGAUGCGGUUUUCCGGCUUUAAAUGGGAAAAUUAUUUUGAAGGUACCAUAUUGUUAGUACUUCAUACAGAAUGUCAUUGUGGUAAGAAAAACAUUAGCGUGUGGAUGUAGUAGUGUUCAGUUAGUUGGACAAAUCUAAGCACACACAUAUGGAAUCAAACUCUACCUGCUUGGUAGUGUUACAUGGGCAAACUCAUUUGAUGUGCUGACAGUUGAAGUUAAUUUCUGAUUAAUCAAGUCAAAGUUAGUUAAUUUCCGAUUAAUUCUUACCAAAAUCUUUUCAGUUAAGCUUUUAAAUGGAUCCUGUGAUUUUUAUAAAAUAAAGUUUUUUUGACAAAAUUU